This is a messenger RNA of Epinephelus lanceolatus (giant grouper), 1909 nucleotides long. RefSeq names its product caspase-3-like. The record is from RefSeq and is a predicted model, not a curated record. NCBI's taxonomy places the organism in Eukaryota, Metazoa, Chordata, Actinopteri, Perciformes, Serranidae. Gene Ontology annotation, biological process: proteolysis; regulation of apoptotic process. Gene Ontology annotation, molecular function: cysteine-type endopeptidase activity.
GGUUGGAGGUUAUUUUACACGUUAUGUUUCUCACAUGGAACAUGGUUGCUGUUCAUCAUCAACAGCCUGUACAGGCAGCAUUGAGCCCAGCUCGCUUUGACUCCUGUCUCCUGUAAAUACUCCACAGCCAACAGUAAGAUAGCACCACUCCUCCACUAGGUGGUGGUCAAGCACCACACUCACGCACCUCCAUUGUCCAUUGUCAGUUCACUGUAACUGACUGACCCAAGGCAUCGCUUGCACACGGCAGAUAAAACUUGAGUGUAUGAAUGCAGAAUUAAGUAGAAGUUACUUGUAAUCCUGCAGAGACGCCAGGUUUCCUCGGGUAUCAAACAAAACCUUCAGACGGAUCUCUGACCUCCGAGGUUUGAAAACGAAAGCUGCUGCUGCUGCUGUGACGGACACGAGGACACGAGGACACGGGAUCUUCCAGGCAGGGCUAGCAGCCGUUAGUACUUGGCAGCAGUUGCAGCGUGUGGCUGGAACCGUUUCCCACAUCGUGCAUCACCGGAUUCAGCAUGUCAGCCAAAGACACAGUGAGACGUAAUAAGACAACCAUCCAGACGACUCUGUGUGGAGACCACAGGCUUGUCCUCAACAAAGUUCAUGAGAACAACCUGAUAACUAGUCGUGAGUACAACAACCUUAAAAGCAUCAACAAAGAAGAUGUAGAGGGUCACGUCGUUGAGCUGGUGGAUAAGAUCAUGAACAAAGGAGAAGACAGCUGCCAAGCCUUCCUGAACCUUCUGCAAACUGAUGACGACAUUAAAACAACUUUCCCGGAGCUGAAGAACAUACAGCUGAAUGACCCCUGCCUUUUACCUAUGCCUGUCCAGGCUGCUUCAGUUGACGACAACAGUGAUGUUCUGCCACGAGACAACAAGAGGCGAAAGGAGGAUGAGCAGUAUGAGUUGAACAGCCAGCCUACCGGUCUCUGUGUGAUCAUAAACAACGAGUUUUUCAUGGAUAACACAUCAAGAAGCGGAACUGACAAAGAUGCUCAAAGUUUGGCGGAGGUCUUCAGCUGGCUUGGGUUCAGAGUGCUGAUGUGUAAAGACCAAACCAAAGACCAGAUGGAUCGCGCCCUGCAUUGCUUUGCUGCCCAGAGUGACCUCUCUCAGCUGCAGGAGUUCAGUGUUCAGGAGUGGUCUGGCAGCGGAUUCACUGAUCUCCAGGAGGCUCCUAAGCACGGCGAUGCCUUCAUCUGCUGUAUUCUCAGUCACGGACACAAGGGUGUCGUCUUUGGGAUUGAUGGGCAGCCCCUCCCCAUUAAACAAAUAACUAGAACUUUCAAGGCGACCGAUCAGUCACUCCUCACCGGGAAGCCCAAAGUGUUCCUGAUCCAGGCCUGCCAGGGAGGACUAAUGCAGCGAGGAGUGUUAUUAAAAGAUCUGCAGGUUGAUGAUGCUCCCUUACUGUCCAUCCCUGAGGAAGCUGAUGUUCUGGUCGCCAUUGCCACUGUUGAAGACCAUACGUCAAUUAGACACAAAACAUAUGGGAGUUGGUUUAUCCAGAGCAUAUGUCAGGCGCUGCGGGAAGGCUGUCCGAGGAGUGAAGACAUUACCACCAUCCUCCACCGAGUGAACGAUGAGGUAGCCCGUAAAGAGGGAAGCAGUCAACCUGGUAAAGCGAAGCAGAUACCUGAAGUGAGGUUCACCCUGAGGAAGACACUUGUGUUGGCCCCACAUUGCAACUGAAGCGUCAAUCACUAAAAAUGAUGCAAACACACACACGCUGUAUCUUUUAGUUAAGGAUGGAUAAUUAACUCAAGGGAAGGGUUUUCUUAAAACAUGCUCUUUUGUCUUUUUUAUCAUUAUAAAAUUUUAUAUUUUUAAAUCAUCUCACUGAAUUAUUGUCUUUUGUAUUGUCACUGAUUUGUAAUACAGAAUAAAUCUGUUUUUUGCUCCAA